AUGGAAAAGAACCUAAAUGAGCUCCUGAAAUGGAGCAUCGAGGCCCAGACCGCCGGUAACAAGAACGGGGCCGGGGCCCAGAACCCCACCGCCAUCACUGCCGCAGACGCGCCCGCGGACGGGAACACGACCGCAACCACCACCACCACCAGCAGCCAGGCGCCCGCCACAAAAAGCGACCUGAACCCAGAAGUCCUCGCCGCCCUGCUAGGCGGGCCCUCAGACGCCGACCUGAUGCGGCAGUCGAUGGCGGUGAUCAGCGCGACGUCGGACCCGGAGGUGACGCUGGAGCACCGGCUGACGGCGUUCGACAACCUGGAGCAGCUGAUCGAGUCGCUGGACAACGCCAACAACCUGGGGCCCUUGGGCCUGUGGACGCCGCUGCUGGCGACGCUGGCCGACGCCGAGCCCGAGGUGCGCAAGUACGCCGCCUGGGUCGUCGGCACCGCCGUCCAGAACAACGAGCCGAGCCAGGAGCGCCUGCUGGCCAUGGGCGGGCUGCCUGGGCUGGUCAAGAUGGCGCUGGCCGGCGAGGAGCGCGAGGACGUCCGCCGCAAGGCCGUGUAUGCCCUCAGCUCUGCUACCAGGAACUAUCAGCCCGCCAUGGACGUCGUCGCUGCUGAGCUGGACAAGGGGGGGCAUCAGCUGGCCGGCCCGGGCAAGGUCGAUGCUACGAACAUGGAUGCUGUGGACGCAGUCAUGGACGGGCUGAAGGAGCAGGUGAAGAAGGACGCUGCGAAGGCUUCCGCUUAG
Diaporthe amygdali is the source of this 753-nucleotide messenger RNA. RefSeq lists its product as uncharacterized. NCBI's taxonomy places the organism in Eukaryota, Fungi, Ascomycota, Sordariomycetes, Diaporthales, Diaporthaceae. The record is from RefSeq and is a predicted model, not a curated record. Bases 1 to 753 code for a protein of 250 amino acids. The transcript has a single exon.